GAAUUACUGCAGCCAGCAAACAAAUUGAGUUAAGAAAUUACUGUUGCAAAGGGUUUAUUGCAGAACAAUCUUCGCAGAGGAGAGAAGAGAAAACCCUAAUCAGAACGGUAUAUGGAAAUGCGGAUAAAACAUUAGUCAAACAAAAACAGCGUUCUUGAGGAAAUUAUUCCCGUUUCCGUCGGUCUGUCGUCGUUACAGUGGUGGUUCGGUGGUGGCCGUGCUCGGUUGUCGGCGUCGGUGGGCAUUAGUCAUUUUAUCGUGUGCUAAAACAUUGGCGGAGCGUUAUGAUCUUGGCUGUUUGAGAUUAAGGUUGCUUCAACCUUCAAGGUUCAAGGGUCAAAGUUGAAGACAGUUCCUAAUUCCGAGGAAGAAUAUUUUGUUGGCUCAGAAACAGAGGAAAGGGUGUAAGAAUUGGAAAAGAAACUAGAAGAAGUAGAUAUUAGCUGUGUGCAAUCAAAUAUCAACGAGUAUAUAACCGAGCAUUUUGUGUCAUAAGAAUGGACUGUGGAGGGCUGGAGAAGGGGAUUGAAGAGUUGAAAUUGAAGGAAGAAAAGGGUAAUCUACAUGUUCAGGAACAGGCACAGGGUCAAUUGCAGAUUACUACCUUUUCUGAGCUUGUCAAUGAUGUCAGCCUCCAUUUUCAGAUAAUUCGCUUUCCCAAUCAGAUAUAUGUGUGGAUUGGUUACAACUCUGCAAAAUUGGGACACAUGUAUGCAGCAGCUCCCACUCGUCCUAACAAUUCAGUAUCUGUCACUUCCAUACUCGGAGGGUUUUCUGAUAACACAGGGACUGGCAUUGCUCAUCGAUUAGUGUUAAAGACUGGUCUCAACAUAAUUUUGGCUUGCAGUAUUCCAAAAAAUAGCCCCAUGCUUGAGAUAGAAGCUGAGAAAAUAUUGAUUCAGAAACUCAUUAGUCUGGGCUACACCAAGUCUAGAUCGGGAGGAACAUCUUUGUAGCACGGGUUAGAGAGGCUUCUAUACGUAUCAAACCUGUAUUAUCCUAGUUUUUUUCUACCUGAUUUAGCAGCCAUGGUUUGUGGGUUAUUGAAGAUUAGAAGCAUUUUUACUAGACACCACAAGUGUUAAACAAAUAGGCGUUUUUUCUCGAAUCUCCUCUCCAUGUUAGGUGCAAGUGUAUGUGAAGACUUGGGAUUUUCAAACAUUAUAGGAUUCUUAAACGAAAAUUCUAGCAGAUAUUCCGAAUUAUUGUUAUAUCAGAACCCUUGCAGGUAAUGAAAAUGAUGCUACAUAUUUGAGUGAA
Messenger RNA from Vigna unguiculata (cowpea), 1260 nucleotides. Its product is annotated as proteasome assembly chaperone. Gene Ontology annotation, biological process: proteasome assembly. The record is from RefSeq and is a predicted model, not a curated record. NCBI's taxonomy places the organism in Eukaryota, Viridiplantae, Streptophyta, Magnoliopsida, Fabales, Fabaceae.